Messenger RNA from Macaca mulatta (Rhesus monkey), 7278 nucleotides. It is a transcript of the gene CD101, whose product is annotated as CD101 molecule. Gene Ontology annotation, molecular function: hydrolase activity, acting on carbon-nitrogen (but not peptide) bonds, in cyclic amides. The record is from RefSeq and is a predicted model, not a curated record. NCBI's taxonomy places the organism in Eukaryota, Metazoa, Chordata, Mammalia, Primates, Cercopithecidae. Gene Ontology annotation, cellular component: membrane.
AUGCUUCCAGAUCUGAAUUUGUAGAAUGUACCCUGUUCUUCUAUAAUUCUCACUAGGAAAAUAAAUUUUACUUUAAAAUGCCACCUUUCCCCUGAAGAUUUUACUGACCCCCCAUUCAUUCUCUCCAGAUUAGAUAUGCCCUUUUCCUUUCCUGAUAUCCCUAUGUGACAGUCAAGUUCUUACCUGCUCACCUCCACCAUGCCACAUGGCACAAGCAGCAGCUCCUGGAGAUCAAAGGCUGUAGCUUAAUUAUGUAUGGAUGUCCAGCACAUGGUAGGGUACUUACUGCACAAGGAGUACUCAGUAAUUAUUUGAUUAUUUUAUCUAUCCUGCCUCUGUCUUUCUUUUAAAUGCCCUACUUCAGCCCCUUAUUAUUGCUCAUAGAGACAACUACAAAAACCUUGUAACUGACCUUCUUGCUUCUAGCCUCAUCUCCCUUCUUCACCUUUCAACCUGUUAGCAAUGCACACAUACGGAAUUCAACUUAAAAGGAAAAUCCAACCAGGCUAUACUCCCACUAAAAAUCUUUAUAGCUUCCCUCUUCUUCAAGGUAUUAAUAAAAACCAAGCUCUUAGGCUUGGCACGCAAAGCCCACUAAGAUAUGCCCAUCCUACCUGUGUAGAUCCUUUCACAACAGCCUCAAACUUUAUUCCAAUAGGAUAAUACAGCCUGUGUGUACUAUUCAUACUACACGGUUACUUCCCAACUGUACCUUGUCCCCUGCCUCUCUAGAUAACUCACUGACUCACCUGGCCCAGCCCAAUCCUUCCUGACCUUCCCUCCUGCCCACCAAUUUUCCCCACCCCCUGCAACAAUCAGUGUUCCACUGAUUGUUGACACAUUGCAUUGUGAUUAUCUGAUUUAAGUGGAAGCUUCCUGAGAACUCUAGCACUAGUGUAGUAUUAAAUUAGCCUAGGUUCAGGACCAACUGUUGAAUUUAGACACUCCUCUGCCAUCCUUGGUACCUGGGUUCACAUCUGAGUAACUGCCCAUUAGUGUAACUGCCCAAUGGGUUCUCCCUGCCUGCUGCCCAGAUAGAACAGAUUUAUCAAGACAGGAGAAUUGCAGUAGAGAAAGAGUUUAAUUCACACAGAACCAGCUAAAUGGGAAACCAGAGUUUUAUUACUCAAAUCAGUCUCCCCGAAAAUUCAGAGACUGGAGUUAUUAAGGAUAAUUUGGCAGGCCAGGGAGUGGGGAGUGCUGAUUGGUCAGGUAGGAGAGGAAAUCACAGGGGAUCGAAGGGGGUUCUUCUUGCAGUCUUCCAUCCCUGAGUGGGAUCAAAGAGCUGUUGGAGCCAGAUCACCAACCUGGAUGGCGCCAGCUGGUGCAUCAGAAUGCAGGGUCUGAAAAAUACCUUGAGCACCAAUUUAGGUUUUGCAAUAGUGAUGUUUAGGAACAACUGAGGAGGUUGGAAUUGCGUGGCCUCUGGCUGCAUGACUCCUAAAUCAUAAUUUCUAAUCUUGUGGCUAAUUUGUUAGUCUUACUAAGGAAGUCUGCUCCCCAGGCAAGAAGGGGGUUUGUUUCCAGAAAGGGCUGUUACCUUCUUUGUUUCAAGAUUUAACUGUAAGCUACAUUCCUCCCAAAGUUAGUUCGGCCUACAACCAGGAAUGAACAAGGGCAGCUUGGAGGUUAGAAGCAAGAUGGAGUUGGUUAGGUCGGAUCCCUUUCACUGUCAUAACUUUCUCACUGUUAUGAUUUUUGCAAAGGCAGCUUCGUAGGGCAGAUGAAGAUAAACUUAAAUGUCUCAUGAUGGUAGCUAAUAUUCAUUGAGCACUUACUAUGUACCAGAUAUUGUUCUAAGUGCUUUAAAUAAAUUAGCUCAUUUGGCAUUCACAGUAAUCUUAUGGGGUACAUCCUAUUUUAGCAAUGAGGGUUAGGAAAGGUUAAUUAAGUUUUCUAAGAUUACACAGCUACUAAAACUAGAAUCUGCAUGCAAACCCAGGCAGCCUGACUCUAGAGCCUGUAACCUUCAGCACCACCUCGUGUCGCCCCACGUUCAUGUUUUCCAGGGGCCCUCUCCCAUUUCUCAGUCGUUUCCUCUCCCAAGAGCGGAGGAGAAGGAAAGGCCAAGAAGACAACAUUUCUCAUGGCUUUUUAAUGUAUUCAGUUUACCUGAAUUCUCUCAUCAUUACUAAAUGACACAUACUGAGCCAGGUUGAGGCCUAUCUUUUCUUAGUUUUAUCUGUAUCUGUUUACUUAACCACGAAGAUAACUUUUUUACUCCCAAAUUUGAGUGAUUAGUAAAGAGCUGUAUAAUGUAACCAGUUUUGCUUUUCGCAAGCCAUCUCUGUUUCUCAGUGGGCUGAAAACCACACUAUUGCUUCCUCUUUACUUUGCAGUGAGAGCACAGCAUUUGUCACUCAACCUCUGAAUGUUAGUGACACUGCUGGGACGGGAAAGGACUGUGCUGGCCUCAAUGGCAGGCUUCUCAUAUGUGGCAUCUUUCUUUCUCUUUCUGACUAAGCUCAGCAUUGGCCAGAGAGAAGUAACAGUUCAGAAAGGACCACUGUUUAGAGCUGAAGGUUACCCAGUCAGCAUUGGCUGCAAUGUAACUGGCCACCAGGGACCUUCUGAGCAGCAUUUCCAGUGGUCUGUUUACCUGCCAACAAACCCGACCCAGGAAGUCCAGAUCAUUAGCACCAAGGAUGCUGCCUUCUCUUACGCAGUAUAUACGCAGCGGGUGCGAAGCAGAGACAUCUACGUGGAGAGGGUCCGGGGCAACUCAGUCUUGUUGCACAUCUCAAAGCUCCAGAUGAAGGAUGCUGGCGAGUAUGAGUGUCACACACCGAACACUGAUGAGAAAUACUAUGGGAGCUACAGUGCAAAGACUAAUCUAAUUGUUAUUCCAGAUACCCUCUCUGCCACCAUGAGUUCUCAGACUCUCAGUAAGGAGGAAGGUGAGCCAUUAGCCCUCACCUGUGAGGCAUCAAAAGCCACAGCCCAACAUACACACCUCUCUGUCACCUGGUACCUAACACAGGAUGGAGGAGGAAGCCAAGCCACCGAGAUUCUCUCUCUCUCCAAAGAUUUUAUAUUGGUCCCUGGGCCCUUGUAUACAGAGCGGUUUGCAGCCAGUGACAUACGGCUCAACAAACUGGGGGCCACCACGUUCAGGCUGUCCAUAGAGAGGCUCCAAUCCUCAGAUCAGGGUCAGCUGUUCUGUGAGGCAAUGGAAUGGAUUCAGGAUCCAGAUGAAACCUGGAUGUUCAUCACUAAAAAGCAGACCGAUCAAACCACUCUGAGGAUCCAGCCAGCAGUGAAAGAUUUUCAAGUCAACAUUACAGCUGACAGCUUGUUUGCUGAAGGGAAAUCCUUAGAACUGGUUUGCCUGGUUGUAGGCAGUGGCCGUGACCCACAGCUUCAAGGCAUUUGGUUCUUCAAUGGGACUGAAAUUGCUCACAUUGAUGCUGGUGGAGUCCUGGGCCUGAAGAAUGACUACAAAGAGAGAGCAAGUCAAGGAGAGCUCCAGGUCUCAAAGUUAGGCCCCAAGGCUUUCUCUCUCAAGAUCUUCUCUCUGGGCCCAGAGGAUGAAGGCACCUACAGAUGUGUGGUAGCAGAGGUCACGAGAACACGCACAGGUUCCUGGCAGGUGCUUCAGAGAAAGCAGUCACCAGACAGCCACGUGCACCUGAGGAAGCCAGCAGCAAGAAGUGUGGUCGUGUCUAUCAAGAACAAGCAGCAAGUUGUGUGGGAAGGAGAGACCCUCGCCCUUCUCUGUAAGGCUGGUGGAGCUGAAAGUCCCCUGUCUGUGAGCUGGUGGCACAUCCCACAGGAUCAGACACAGCCCGAGUUUGUGGCUGGCAUGGGGCAGGAUGGCAUUGUGCAGCUGGGUGCCUCCUAUGGAGGACCCGGUUACCAUGGCAACACAAGGUUGGAGAAAGUGGACUGGGCCACCUUCCAGCUGGAGAUCACCUUCACUGCCAUCACAGACAGUGGCACAUAUGAGUGCAGAGUAUCUGAGAAGUCUCGGAACCAGGCCAGAGAUCUGAGCUGGACUCAGAAGAUUUCAGUUACUGUAAAGUCUCUGGAGUCAAGUUUACAAGUUAGUCUGAUGAGCCGUCAGCCACAAGUGACGUUAACCAACACCUUUGACCUGUCCUGCGUCUUGGGGACUGGUUACUCUGACCUCAAGGUGCCACUCACUGUGACGUGGCAGUUCCGGCCAGCUAGCUCUCACGUCUUCCACCAGCUUAUUCGAAUCACCCACAAUGGCACUAUUGAAUGGGGGAAUUUCCUAUCCCAGUUCCAUAAGAAGACGAAGGUUUCACAGUCUUUAUUUCGUUCACAACUCCUGGUGCAUGAUGCCACUGAGGAAGAGACAGGAGUGUAUCAGUGUAAAGUAGAAAUUUAUGACAGAAAUUCCCUAUACAACAACCACCCUCCGAGAGCUUCUGCCAUCUCUCACCCAUUGAGAAUAGCGGUCACUUUACCAGAGAGCAAGCUAAAAGUGAAUUCAAAGAGUCAAAUCCAAGAGCUCUCCAUCAACUCCAACACUGAUAUAGAAUGUAGCAUCUUGUCCCGGUCCAGUGGAAACCUUCAGUUAGCCAUCAUUUGGUAUUUUUCUCCUAUUUCCACUAAUGCCUCCUGGCUAAAGAUCCUGGAGGUGGACCAAACCAAUGUUAUAAAAACUGGGGAUGAGUUUCACACCCCAUGGAGAAAACAAAAAUUUCAUACUGAGAAGGUUUCCCAAGAUUUAUUUCAGCUGCACAUUCUGAAUGUGGAAGACAGCGAUCAGGGCAAAUAUCACUGUGCUGUGGAGGAAUGGCUCCUGUCUACAAAUGGCACUUGGCACAAGCUUGGAGAAAAGAAGUCAGGACUAACAGAAUUGAAACUCAAGCCCACAGGAAGUAAGGUACGUGUCUCCAAAGUGUACUGGACCGAAAAUGUGACCGAGCACAGAGAGGUGGCCAUCCACUGCAGCCUGGAGAGUGUAGGCAGCCCAGCCGCUCUGUACUCUGUGAUGUGGUACUGGAACAGAGAAAACUCUGGAAGUAAAAUGCUGGUGCACUUGCAACAUGAUGGCUUGCUGGAGUAUGGGGAAGAGGGGCUUAGGAGGCACCUGCACUGUUACCGUUCAUCCCCUACAGACUUUGUCCUGAAGCUUCAUCAGGUGGAGAUGGAGGAUGCAGGAAUGUACUGGUGUAGGGUGGCAGAGUGGCAGCUCCAUGGACACCCAAGCAAGUGGAUUAAUCAAGCAUCCGAUGAGUCACAGUGGAUGGUGCUCACGGUGCUGCCUUCAGAGCCCACGUUUCCUUCCAGGAUCUGCUCCUCGGUCCCUUUACUCUAUUUCCUGGUCAUCUGCCCUUUCGUCCUGCUCCUGCUUCUGCUCAUCUCCCUCCUCUGCUUAUACUGGAAGGCCAGGAAGUUGUCAACACUGCGUUCCAACACACGGAAAGAAAAGUCUCUCUGGGUGGACUUGAAAGAGGCUGGAGGUGUGACCGCGAAUAGGAGGCAAGACGAGGAGGAAGAUGAAGGCAACUGAACCCCAAGAGGUACCUGCAGUCAGUAAGGAAAGCUUCCUGCCUCGCUGCCUGUUUCUUCCCAAGCCCCGUGUGGAAUGUGGUGACCUAGUCAGCUGGAACCAGCUCCUGACAGACCCUGGCAACUUCUAGAUGAACCCGAAUGAACUUUCCUCAUUACCAUCCUGAAGUCACUACCCCGGGAGGAGCUACAGCUUCAUGACCAUAACAUGUGACCUAUGCGCUGGCAGCAUGACUCACUGAGGCUGCGCCACUGGGACCCCUCCCUACAUGCACCGAUGCACUCUCUCCCCUCUCCAUCACCCCAUGAAACCCUCCUGUCACUUUCCUUCAGAGACACCGCUUUGGAGAAUAUUCCCAGCGCUAUCCUUGCUUGUGACAAGUGAAACAAACUCCUUUUGAUCAAAACUCAUGUUCUUGUGGAGUCAUCUGUUACCCACCAGGCAAACAAACCCUGGUUUUUUCAGGGAACAGAGACCCUCAGAUAUGAAACUGUCCUGGCCAGAGCAGAGCAUGGGGAAGUAUGAGUUCCCAGGGGGUACCUGCUGCACGUCAGGCCCUGUGCUAGGAGCAAGGGGUCCUGUGGUGACUCAGACACAGUCCUGUCCUCCUGGGAUGCUCACCUUGUUUGUCCUGGAUGCUCUGCUUUCAUGAAUGGGACUUAGAGCGCCUUCGAUAGUCUAACCAGCUACACGGCACUGUUUGUCCCAUAGGCAUCUAAAACCCUCCAGAACUAAAACACCCCCACAGUAUUUUCUUCCUUUUAAAGAAUAAAAUUUGCCCUGAUGCAUUUCGGCAGACAUUUUAUGCCUCUUCUCUCUCCAGUUACAUACUUGUUGACUUUUGGUUUUUGAAACUUACUGGAGAGCUUUACUUUUACUCAUUGAUUUCAGCUUUUCCAUUUCAUGCCACCACCUGGUUUUACUUUCGGCCUUUUUGUAUUAUAAAUCCUCCUUGGCAAAAGGACAAGCCUCUGUCUCAGGAGUUGACCAGCCAGGGCCUAUGGGCCAAAUGAAGCCCACCAUCUGUUUGUUUUUUAAAAUAUAAUAUAUUGGAAUAUGGUCACUCCCAUUCGCUUACAUACUGUCUGUGGCUGCUUUCACGAUAAAAAUGACAAAGUUGUGUAGUUGCCACAGAGACCAUAUGACCUACAUUGCCUAAAAUGUUUAUUACCCGGCCCUUCACAGAAAACGUUUGCCAGCCCCUGCUGUCCUUUAAUGUUCUGUCUCUCUUAGCCAUGUAUUAGGUCCCUGGGAAACUGAUUCGACCUCUUAUAUCUGAAUCUCUUAUAUAUCUGAUUAAUCUAAUAAAUAAUCUUAGGCUUUCAGGAUUGGCAUCUAGUCCCAGCCAUUCUGAAGUUCCACUCCACUGUACCAGGCCCAUACUAUAGAUGGGAAGCUUAUCAACCCGCAGCAUUUCACGUCAUCAUACUGAGUACCUACUCUGUGCAAGAUAAGCUGACACAGAGAUGAUUAAGGCGUGGUUGCUCUGUUCAUUAUUUUUAUUGUAUUGAAAUGUAUAGAAAAAAACGAUUUAUGGCAGAAGAUGAAUACAAUGGUAUAAAGUCAUGUGCCAUAAUGUCUUACAAUUGUACAGGAUUUUUUCAUCAUCUCAGAAUUUUACAGCAUCUCUAUACAAAAGGAAUUGUUAUUCCUGUCCAACAGGUAAGGAAUUAAAGCUCAGAGAGGUUGGGAUUUAUCCAGGAUCACCCAGCCGUAUGCAGAAGAGUAAAAGCUCAAAUGUAGGUCUGCUGACAAGUCCUGGACUCUUUCCACAAUAAACACUAUGCUCAAAUCCA